Molecule: messenger RNA, 4189 nt
Organism: Petromyzon marinus (sea lamprey)
Lineage: Eukaryota; Metazoa; Chordata; Hyperoartia; Petromyzontiformes; Petromyzontidae
Product: tumor necrosis factor receptor superfamily member 14-like
Biological process (GO): positive regulation of T cell migration; positive regulation of cytokine production involved in immune response; defense response to Gram-positive bacterium
Cellular component (GO): external side of plasma membrane
Molecular function (GO): protein binding
Source: RefSeq, a predicted model, not a curated record
UCACAGUCCGAUGGCUCCGGGCCCGUUAUAUUUAACCGCGGUGCGCACCGCGUCCCGUCGACUCGUGGAGGGUGGGGAGAGCGGCCGAGCAGAGCAGAGAGAGAUCGCUGCUGCGCGAUAGCCGAGACUCGUCACAGAGAGCGACUCGCAUCCAUGGCUCCCUCGCGGACGCCGCCGCGGCUCAUACUCAUGCUCGCGGCUCUGGAGGUCCGGCUGCUGUGUGGAGUGGCUCUGCCUGCGGUGAGGCACGGAAGCCAGGAGUGCUGCGAGGCCUGGGACCCCGUGGAGCGCUCCUGCCUGCUCUGCGCCGCAGGGUGCUACAAGGUGGGCUCCGAGGCAAGGGACGCGGUGCGCUGCUCUCCCUGCCCUCCUGGCUCCUUCACCAGCUUCCCCAACGCGCUGACGCACUGCUUGCCGUGCACGCCGUGCCUCCACGAGAGGGGCCUCGUGCUGGCGAGGAACUGCUCACGUGACGCCGACUCCACCUGCGGCUGCGACUCGCAUUCCUUCUGCGCCGUCUUCAGUGGCCAGCACUGUGAGCUCUGCCUGAGAAACUGGACGUGUGCGCGCAGCCCCGAGACCACGCAGGGUAGCCUGCACACAGAGGCUGUGACACGCAUCCUCAUCGGGGUGUCCGUGUUCGCACUGUGCAUCCUCUGCAUCACCGGAUUCUUCACGUGCAAGUCCUGCGUGCUGGCUCUGCGCGUGCCCGGCCGGUAGCGGCAGCCCCAGUGACGGCAACGCGAGGGCUGGCACCGCACCGGCCCAUCAGAACACCCUGGCACCACACCAGCACACCAGUACACACCGGCACACCAGUACACAUCAGCACUGUACCACCACACCAGCACACACCUGCACACCAGUAUACACCAGCACUGCACCGGCACCUCACCGGCACAGCAGAACACACCGGCACACCAGUACACACCAGCACCCACUGCUGUGACUUCACCACGGAUGGACACGAGGCUGCGCCAGUGGAGCUGGCCACUGUGAGUGCCAGAUCCUUAUCGGGGGAGGCCAGGAUCGUGGCAGUUCUUCUCCGCCAAGGAAAGUCAGUAAUAUUUACUGCAAAAAAUAAACCUUUUUUUUUACAGUUGCUGAGUACAGGCCCAAGGGCUCACAAUACUAAAGCGGCCAGCAACAAACACAACCAUCACAGUUGUAGUAGAUAAGAAUUACCACAUUGCUUGAAUUAAGCAAAGUUAUUAUAAGGGCUUGAGAAACGAGAGGAUGGGGGGGAAUUCAGAAUUUGAGCAGUACAACGGAAGAAGCAGAAAUAGAAGGGUUGUGACCUGCAGCGUGGUGUGUGGUUGAGUCAGUGAGUGAGUGCAUGGGUGAAUGGAUGAGUGGGUGGGUGUGUUAUCUGCAGUGUGGCAGUUGAACAGUGUGAAUGAGAACAAAGUCAGUCUGGCAGACAGUGUCCUUAACACAGGUGGAGGCAUCAAAGAAUGACAUUCAGAAGAACAGUAACCAUUGGUAGUAGUGAUAGAAGAGUGAUAAAGAGAAAACUCAUCACUGCUGAGGGAGGGGCUGUAAUGAAUCGGUGAGUACUGGAUCAUCAUUCAACCCGACUGCUUCACUCUGAAUUCUAUCAGAUGUAGUGAGGUGGGAACUGGGUACUCUAGCCCAGGCACGAGAUAACCUCUGUGGAGUGGCCUUCUCUCUGUGCAGUGUGACGUGGCGCAUGAUGCGUACGCUCUAGACAUGUUUUGCCAGGCACUGCAGCUUCUAUGAUGUGGCACUACCAUUGUAAACAUGUUGACUACGAAGUACAAUAUUUGGCAAAUUUACUUAAAUAAUAAUGCACUUUGCUCAACAUUAAAGUGUGAUUAUAUAAAACUUAUGAUACAGAUGAGUUACGUGAAAAAGGUGAAAUUAAUCUUUAUUUACAUAGCACACUCCAAUUCGUCCAUAAUACAGGUUUUCUUUUUGGGUUAAAUCGCGCAAAUAACUAAAUAUGUGUUGUUAAAGCCGCCACCACUCGACACAACCAAUUAGUAAGGUUUGUCACUUAAACAUAACGAAUUGCCAUGUUCUGUUAUUAUGGAUAAUAUUGGUUCGCAAAAGCCCACGUGUUAAACACGCUCCAAUAUGUUGGUAAAAUAAUGUGCAGUGGUGAGCUCGAAGUCACGAGGCGCGUUUGUGAGUGGACGUGGUGUUGGGCGAACAGAACAUUGAAUGCGCACCACUCAGAUCUUGCAUUUGAAUUCUGAGAAUUUUCCCAAGGCAACACUGUGAUCACUCGCAUCAUCUCAGUUUAUUAUUUAUUAUGAUUGUGCUCGUUUACCCAGGAGAGCCUGAGUCUCAACUCUCUUUAUCAGGAGGCUCCUGCCAGGGUUUUCACAGUACGGGGUGAUGUUGCUGCUGUGUGUAAUCCCGACUGAGUAAUUGCCCGUAAUGUUGCAGCUUUGGGAUAUUUGGCAAAUACCGGGUACAUUGUUGUGUUUUCAGACAUGGGAGUAAACCCAUGCAGAACGAGGGGGAGAACACCGAAUUUCCUGGUUGAUUUGUAGCUCAGAGGUGGCAACUGCGGGACAGACCCUGCCCCGAUCCGCGACUCACGGGAGCCGCACCAGGCCACUGCGCAUCUACAGGUGCGCACGCAGGCGUGGUGCAGCAACAUUGUUAUCUCGGCAUGUGUUUUUUUUACAGUUUUUAUCAUUCAUGUUAAUAAACGCAGAAGACUUAUGAUAUUGUGCUGAUAAACAUAAACAUUGGGCCACGUGACAAAUAUCAAUGUGUGACAAUUCAUAGUUUUGCCAUUGGCCACUCCCAACUGUAUCCACAUUGGUGACGAGUAUGAGCGAGGAAGACCAAACACGGGCAAACUUCUCCAGUCGGCCCAAGUCUAUCAAAAACUGUGCAGUUUCGUGCAAUAACGUUUCAACACCAGUACCAGAUCACGGUACAGACCCAUUCCUGCCACCCGAGCACAGAUGCCAAUUCCCACAUUGGAAAUUGUGGCAACCCUCGUGCGAUGACACAGGAAACAAUUGACUGUCUCUUCUUCAGUAGUGACCACUCUGCGUAGUCACACAUCUACUUGUCCGUUCCUCUGGUGUCUCCACCACCCAAUAUCCAGCCGACCGACUUAUGCAAAACUUCUCCUUGAGCUUUGCUCGACAAUAAUCAUUUAAAGCAUGUGAUGUGCUGACCUUUCAUAUUCCAUAACCAUGAAAUGCAGACACUUAAAAACAUUGUUUCGGAGUAAACUUCAAUGAGUGUUGUAUUCAAACGAGGACCUCAGAUUUGCUAAUUCAGCUCUGGCAAGAGAUGAGAAUUAGGUCUCCGUUUAAAAGCAGACCCCUGGUCCCAAUGGGGGUUUUAACCUCGUCGUAAUGGUCACAAGUCUACGGACAUUGGCGCUCAGGAACUCGUGCCGGACUACUUCCUGUGGGUGGCGACGUGGAACCUGAGGUAGCGCAUUCGCCGCUCGUUGUGGAGGGUCACAGUUCGAAUUCAGCGGUUGCCCUGGUUAAUACUGUGGGCGUAGUAACCCUACUAACCAUAUACACGUGGACCUUAAAAAUCCCCGCACGUCAUUCGCAAGAGUAGGCCAAUGUGUGCUGGCAUCAAGAUCCAAAUUUGACAAAUUCGAAAAUGACCCGCAAAUUACUCAAUUAGGAAUCCACACACAGCAGCCAAUUACUGCCCCCUACUAGUAGAGUAAUGCCCCAGGUCAAUCUUACGAAUUACCUUAUCUUGGUGUCUUGAGUUCCUACCUGGUUUCACAAAAUAAACUUGGAACUAUGAUUCCACGUUCAGUAUCAGAACAAUGUAACCCUCAACCUUCGUCCAAACAAUCUCUUGAAAUUGUAACAAUUGUAAGCUUCAUAUACCCAAUGAGAGGGUGAAUUUCUAAAAUGAUCUCCUAAAAUGUCAACUUACUUUCUGUCCUAUGUUCAUGUUUACAUACAUCUGGUACUGUGCUGUAGUAAUGUUUUAUUAAAAAACUGUUGAAAUCUCACACACACACAUGCACGUUUGUAAUUGCAGACAAAACUACGAUUGGUAAUCUCUUCUGUAGUUUGGAGAACUGUAUUUUAAAAGUGUUAGUUGUAAAUAUACGUUUUCUGUUAAUAACAGGCGUCUGACACAUCCGAGAUUCUGUGCAGAUUUGCUUUAAAUGUUUUAUCUUAUUUGUUGAACUGUUAAAUCUACAUAAAAGUAGUUUUGGAUUUAA